Pocillopora meandrina is the source of this 10078-nucleotide messenger RNA. NCBI's taxonomy places the organism in Eukaryota, Metazoa, Cnidaria, Anthozoa, Scleractinia, Pocilloporidae. The record is from the annotation of a GenBank genome assembly.
AUUUUGUUGAAAUGGCGGACGGUAACCUUUGUUAUUUUCGUACUUGUUUAGGUUUUUUAUUGUGGCUUUUGCAGGCUUCAACUCUUUCAUAUGGAGGGCAAAAACUACGAAUGGUUAAUUUGGUGAGUAUACCUCUGAACUCCCGCCAUUUUGAUGGGUUGAGUUACCAAGAAGAUGCAGGUUUUGCUCGUAAUCAUGUUAUCAUGCAAAAUUUUUCAGACUUCCCUAAUAGGUUUGUCUGCUCGAUAAUAUGUACACGUGUAACUUUUUUUCCUGUGCUGGUCAUCUUUUUCGAAACAUGAAAAGAUUCCUCUAAACAAAUCCGAUCAAGCAGAGAAAAAGUCUUCUCACCUAGAAAACGAUCGCAUAUUUAGUAAUCUUGUUAAAGAAAUGUUUACGUCACCAAAUUUUCGUACUAUUCACCGGAUUUCACUGAAAAAUUUCAAGGGAAAUCAUGAACGAAAGUAACAGUGAUGGUUUUUCAGCUUAAAUGCUUCCGCUACGCUCAUUUACUUCCCUAUGUUACUUUAUACAUUUAAAAUAAUGGCUGUAGGCAAUAUAUUUGAAUGAUUUAAUAACAACCUGUUAAAUAGAAAAAGUUAGUCUACAUCAUGAUUUCGCCUCUCAAAAUGUUUUAUCUUCAAAAAUAAAGGGCUGCCCUUUGAUGUUUACUGAUUGGAGAGAUACAGUAUAACACCUAUCACUCUAACUCCGGAGGCAAAAAUGUGACGUACCGUAAUAAUUAACAAGAAAUCAUGUUUUAACCAUUUUUGUGCGCGAUCAACAGUCAAGAGCUUUUGUUAUAUGUAGAAGGUUUAGUGUAGGAAGUUUAAUCAAAUGUAUAACAUUUUCAUAAAUGUUAGUACCUGCAAAUGAAUCAUAAUUUACGAUUGAGACGUGUCAACCCGCCAUGGUCUGACAGUUUCAUCUUUAGAGACCAACUCGUUUUACUAAGUUCGAGUUGAACAAGAGAGAUUUUGACGUGCAAAGUUUGUCUUUUAAUCAGGUUUAUCGACAUGGGGACAGAUCACCUGUAAGAUUUUUUAAAUCAGAUAAGUAUCAAAAUUAUUGGCCACAAGGAGAAGGACAACUUACUCAGGUUAGUUCCUAGACUUAAAAAUGAAAAAUGUUUUUUUACAAUUUGUAUUUUUCACGUGAGGUCCAAAAGGCAAACACCCUAAAAAAAGCGAAUUAUAAUCCUGUAGCAACAAGUUCUUGAGUUAAGAAUGUGAGUCCAUCUGUAUAAAUAGUUUAUUUGUGGCAAAUUUGAACACAUAAACAUAAAGUUAAUUUUGACACUAGUUCAGAGUUGUUAACAUAAUCUGAUUACCAUUUUUUCUAUAUUUACUGUGAAUUAUAGAUAGGAAUGAAACAGGAAUAUGAACUGGGCAGGUUACUGAAGGAUCAUUAUGUUGAAAAGAACAAGCUCCUGAAUUCAUCAUAUCUGUUUAAAGAGGUAGACACCAAUUAAUAUUCAUUUUGUUUUAUUUUUUAUUUUAUACAUUAGCCAUUUUGAUAAAAGUACAACAGUUUACAACUAAUAGUAAAGAAAAAAAACAGUUUAAUAGGGAGGAAAAGUAACAAUAAUAUAAUAUUUUCAAUGAAUGAUUUGUCAACAAUAUAUUCAGAGACUGUGGGAUGUCUAUUGAAAAGAAUAGUAGGUGGAAGAAGAAGGCGCAAUGCUGGGGUUUUAAACAAAAUGUGUGAAUGGGGUGUUACCUAUAUCACAUAGAUAGGAAAAAAGGAUUGUUUAGAUGAAUUUUUAAUAAAUUCCAGGGACCACUACCCAAGCACCACCUUUUGAUGGGAACACUGAGAAUUUUUUCUAAAUCUAUCACACAAGUUAUAACUGAAAAAGAAAUCUGACUUAGUAUUGAUUUUGUUUUUCAACCCCUUGUAACAGAUCUAUGUUCGCAGUAGUGAUAGGGAUCGCUGUAUCAUGAGUGCUCAGGCCCAGCUUAAUGGUCUUUAUCCACCUCAUGGAAAACAGGUAAGGUCACCAUUAUGAAGUAAUGUUCUUGCUCCAGGAUUUGCUAAGGGAUUUGACUAGUUUUUGAAAACUUGAAAAUUGUGAAAAACUUGAUUAAGUUUGCAAAAGAAGUCUGGACAUUUUUUUCGGCUGUGAUAAGCACUCACCCCUGAGCCUGUAAUUUCUAUGAAACACAUUCAUAUCAUGAUAAUAACUAAAUGAGUCAGGGAAUUUAAAUGGUGCAGUUGAAUUGGAGGCUGAUGUGGACAUGAAUGGUAUUAUUGCCUACAAAGUUCAAGAUUUAUGCUUUAAUGGUGUCAUGGAUUAUCAUUGCCAGAAAGAAAAUUCACUCUUAAUGGGAGGUCUCAUUAGAAUGGAGAAAUGAUUGGUGAUCUGUUUCUAGAUAUGGAGGAAUGGUCUGGACUGGCAACCAAUUGGAGUUCAUGUGGUACCAAAGAAUGAGGAUUAUGUAAGUUUUACUUUAUCUAAUUGUAUUAAAAAAGUUGUUUAAAAUUGUUUUCCAUCUAGUAUUCUUAAAUAUCCAUAAUCAUUUAGCUUACAACUGUUUUAAAUAAGUUUAUUCAUGAUCCUGUAUUUUCAUUGGCAAAAAAAUUAUGAAAGAUAUUUGGCAAGAAAACUGAAUUUAAGGUUAUAAAAUGUAGAUCCAAAUUGUAAAUUAUUAGUGCAACAUCUACUGUUACAAAGCAAUUUCAAAAUCACUUAGUACCCUUUCUUAACUAAGUACAUUUUUGGGUUUUACUGUAUAUCUUGUUCACUUCCACAUACCAAAAUGUUUUUCCUUUAAGGUUCAAAUUUGGCUUGAUUGGCUGAUUGAUAUGACUAUAUUUUAUUGGCAUGGGACUUAAUAUUAUCAAUGUUUUACCAGUUGUGAAAGUUAAGUCUUGGUAACAAUUUAGAAAGAACAACUAAAAGGUGACAUGGAAUGUAUUUAGGGAUGUAAAUUUUGGAAAUUAUAAAUUUGAUAGUAUAACAACAUUUGUGCUUAAAAAUCUUCUUAAGGAUUCAAUUCUUGUUAAAGUAGCCUUACUGAUUUCUUCCUUUCUUUAAAAAUAUUGAUGUUGACUUGCAGUUUCUGCGGCCAUAUGAUUACAAUUGCCCUCGCCUCAGUGAGCUGAGUAAAAAUUAUAAACAAGAGGAACAGUACAAAAAUAUGGCCAAACAAAACAAGGUGAGAAGGAUUAUCUUUUCAUUUCCUUGUAAAAACCUUUUGACAAUAGGUUCCUUUUAGUACCCAGGCUUUUUUUUGUUAUUUGUCUGUCUGUCUGUCUAUCUAUCCAUCCAUCAACUGGUCUAUCUAUCUGUCGGAUUCUCAGUCCAUAAAUCCAUUCAUGCCUUAAAUUCAUCAUCUUGAGUCUUGAUUUGUCCAUCUAUUCAUUCAUCCUUCCAUCAUCAAUGUGUCCAUUUUCUGAUCAGAAUUUCUUUGUGCCCCUUAGUCUUAAUGCAUAGCCGUGUGCAAUUAUGAAGAAUAAUGUAUACAUUAUAACAUGUAUUGAGGAUGAUUUGCCAACAUUACCUUGGCAAUUUCUGUUUAAAUGCAGGAGGUACUGGCUUAUAUAUCAGCACAUGCUCAGCAAAAUGUAACUCUAGACAAUGUUUGGGGCAUCUAUGACACACUUUUCUGUGAGGUAUUUAUUGGCAUUUUUGUUUUAAUUAAUAUGCCAAAUUAUGAUGUAUUAUUUGACCUUUGUUUAUUUAAUGGUCAGUAGUUUUUUCAGCAUCAUCCACCUGCAUUUGACUUGACUGUAUUAGUGCAGUUUUCUGUUUUCAGUUUUAAGUAUGUUAAUGUGUACUUAAUGUAUACAGAAAUGUACAUAGUUGAUUUUAUUAAGUUGUCAUUGUAUUAUAACUCAUUAAUUCAGUAAGUUACUGCAAGAGAGUUUAAUAAACUGUUAUUAUUAUAAAUAAAAUUUAUUUUAACCUCUGUGUUGCAUGUAACCUUUGUUUAAAAUUGGUAAUUAUUUAUUUAAAUGUUAUCAAAUGUUUGUCUCUAGCUUCCAGAGAAAUUGAACCUGGUUUUAGUUUUCUUGUUUUGCAUUGAAAUGGUACAUACUAUAAGUUAUGGGAAAUUUUUUGUGAAGAUAGGCCAUCUGCUGGACAAGUUUAAUUAGGUUUUCCAGUCUUGGUUUCUGUUUUUUUUUAGUAUUGGUUUUGUUUGUUUUUUUUUUAAUUUAGAAAUCACAUAACCUGACACUUCCUUCUUGGGCUACAAAUGGCACAACUUGGGAAUCCCUUAGGAAUUUGAGUGAAUUUGAAAUGACAUCAUUAUUCAACUCUCCAGAGAAAGCUAAAUUGACGGGAGGUUUGUCACACUUUCUUAAUUUUUUGUUUUAUUGUUUUAUUGAAAUGAAUCAGUGAAAAGUGAGAAUCAGUUGAUCAUUCAAUGAAAGCAGCCAAUUGAAAUUUGAGAAGCCAUUGCUAUGUUUGCAGCAUUUCUUGAAGCAUUGGUGAGAGAAAUCAAAGAAGAAAUGUGCUAUUAUAAAGCAAACAAACAAACAAAGCUUGACAUCCUUAAUAAAGGAUUGCUCUGCUGUACAGAAUGAACCUUGUUCAGGCAUUCCUAGGCAUCCAUUGUUUCCAAGAUAAGCUUCUAUAAAUAUUGCGUUUAGUAGUUCUGUGGCCAGUGGGAAAAUGCAUCUAAGUUUUGUGGCUUUAAACCAAACCCACUCAGCUUAACUAAUUAUGCCAAAACGUCAGUUUAGAAAUUGUGCAAUUAAUUUAAACAGAUUUAUCAAACUUUCUGACCUGUACUUAGCAAGAACGAGUAUUGUAAACCUCUUGGUCUAGUCUGCCAUGUUUUAUUUUUUUGUAUAAUGCAAAGCAGGUUGGAACCUAUUUACACAGGGGGCCCAAUACACAACACUUUCCUUUCAUGUAUUUUGAAAACUCACAUGGCAAGAUUUUUCAACUUCUUGCCAGCUUCACUUGAAGGUGUAUUUUCAUUGAGGGAAAAUUUAAAAGCUUAAUUAAACUUCUAGAUGGUUGCAUGAUUGAUGAGAAUGUUUUGUUGUUUAACUGUAUUUUUUUCAGGUUUUAUUUUCUCAAUGCCCUCUAAAGGGAUAAUAAUAGUAAUAAAGUUUAUGUUCUCACCCCUUGUCAAAUGGCUUCUGCUGUAAUGAGUCUGAGUCUGACUCAAAACAUAUUUAUGCCCAAGAACAUGUAGUCUAUUGUUAUAUUUUCAUAAUAUUAUUCAGAGUUGAAACUCUUUCCAAGUACAUUUUCAGUAAUGUAUUGUUGUUGAAGCAUAAUGAAUGUUAUUUUGUUUGUCUCUGUUCUUGUAAACAAGAGUAUAUAAAAACAUUGUUUUAAAACUCUAUUAGACAAAAACACGAGGAUAAUACAGUUUAAAACAUAACUUAGACACAACGCACACUCUGAAUGGUCAAACAUCUAUUGUAUAUUUGCUUGUAAACCCAUAGCAAACAGAAACAUCUUCCUUUCCUGUGAGGUGGCGCCACACGAGGUGGAGUCCCAGAUCUAAAUUUAUGAAAGGCUUUUGGUUUGGUUGAAAUGAAAAGGCCAGAGCAACGAAAAAUAUUUUAUUUUUCUUGGGAUUUUUAUUUUAACCUUUUAUUUUUCAUGGGAUGUUGAACUAACUUUUCUUGUGUUCUCCCAACAUCCCAAGUGGUUUAUUAGGCAGUAAAGAUUUUUCUCUGUCAUAUUUUAUAGGAAGUUUAGUGGGUGCCAUUAUCAAGAACAUGCAAGGUUACCUUAAAUCAGAUAGCAAAAAAAUGUACAUUUACUCUGCUGUAAGUAAUUUGAUCUUUAUUUAUUUUUAUUUUACAUGGAAUGAUUCCAUUUAAUUCCCUAUGACACCUUAUUCUUUGUUUGAUCACUAUUUUAAAGACAAAGUUAGAGAGGUUCUCAAACAAUAUGGACCAUACAAGGUUCUUUGUCUGUUCAAGAAAGAAACAGUGAAACAGAAUGUUGUGUAUAUGAAAUAAUUUAUUUAAUAAUUCAUCAUACAACCAUGUAGUUCAUGUGACUAAGAAGUUUAAAAGGUGCUGACCCUGGUGCUGAAAAGCAAAUGAAAGUAAAGAUGAAAAAGAAAGUAUCAAAACCUUAAAAGCACACAGAAAUUUGAAGUUAGGCUUAAUUUAGCAUUUAAUAUUUGAGAAAUGCGCUUUCUGCAGCUGUUGUUUGAUAUGUGAUUGGUACGGGUUUCUUUAAGUCUGCUCAGCAGUCUUCGUUUGUCUUCGUCACGCAACACGAUACCUCAUCCAUCAGCUGGGAAUGAAUUGCGUGACAGGUAGUAGCAUUUUAUGUGACGAGCCCAAAUAAGGAGACAAGUGUUAUGAGAAACUAUCCAGUUUUUUUGUUUGUUUGUCUCUUUUGCGUGCGUGUGUGCGUGUGUGUUCAUAGCAAUUAUUAUUGUAAGGGUAGAACUAAUCCUGAAUUUGAUUGGUUUCAUUUUGUUAUGAGUUCUGUGAUUAGUCUAGAAAUCUCGUCCUAUCUCGUCUCAACCAAUCACAUGCAAAACUAAAACCAAUCACGACCUGGCCAAUCACCGCGUAGUCUAUGAGCAAGCCCUCAUUUUUUCAGCGCCACUGGACGCUCGUUUCUCCGCCCGCAGAGACGAGUCGGGGAGAGGUUUACCAGGGGUCUGGCACUAACUGUUAUCAGUGUUAAACCGCUUGCAGACCUCACGCUGGCUUGCAUGCUCAAGGUCUCCAACUUCCCCGCGAGCAUUGUGCCAAAGCGCUAAUAUAAUGCGGUGUUCAUUGCGCUUCAGGCAAAUCCCUGAGAUGUUCUUCUUUAUUCUGAUAAUUUAGCUUUGGCUUCAGACCACUCAAUCUAAAAGCGUUUUAAACCAUCACAUGUCACUUUUAUUAGCGUCAAUCCCUUAUCAUAGUUAGUAGAGUCUCCUCUACUAACUAUGCCCUUAUCAACAAGUUUAUCUGGUGUAAAGUGCCUUGCUAUCAUGGCAGUUUUAACUCGUACACAUAAUUCACCUUGAUCUUACCAUGUUGUUUGUCUGUGAACGAUACAGCAUGACACUACAGUGGCUGCUUUGCUGAGUGCCCUGAAUAUUUAUGAUGGGAUCCAGCCGGCUUACUCCAGUGCAGUCAUCAUCGAACUCUUCUCAGAUGAAAAUGAUGCUAAGUAAGUGAGGCACGAAAUUCUUCCGAAAAUUUCAAUUGCUGAGGCUAGAAAUGUGUUAACUAACGAAAGGAAAAAGAUCUCGCAUCUUCAACACACAUCAGAUUCACCGUGAAAUAACUUGCUAGUGCGAUAUGUGUUUUGAUCUUUGCGCCUCUUCGUCGAUCUGCUAUUUUUCAACAUGAAAUUGUCGUGCAGACCUCGUAAAGCAAAGUACCGUAAUUCAUCUGAUUGGUCUCAAAUCUUCGCGCGGGCGGAGAAAAGCGCGUUCUGCAGCGCUCAUACGAGGGCCAUACCGUUGGCUACAAGAUGAUAGCCGUGACAAACUUAACUUGAGGAUCCAUUCAUUGCUUUUACUUAUCGAUACUAGCUAUCAAUUGUGACAAGAGAACAUUUAGUUAUUCUCUCUCAGAAGCGACUAAUAGAGAAGGACCAUAUGUGAUAACUGUGGUAAUUUUCCUUGUAUUUUCUUUCGCAGGAAAAAUGCGACGGUUCGUAUAAUGUAUCGAUUUGGCCAAAGCAAAGAUCCAAAGGCUCUCAAGUUGCCAAACUGUCCACAAGAUUGUCCUAUGGAUGACUUCAUCAAGUAAGUGGUUCAGUGGUUCAUCGUCCAAGUCAGCCGGAAGAGAAGAUGUAACUUAGAAUUCCUUUAUUUUGUGGUUACAAAGUGCUUCAUAAUCCAUGUGUGUUUGGACAGUAUGGAAUUACUUCAGGAAUAACGUUUGUUCUCUUGUAUAGAGGGUACGUGGAAAUAUUUCAAUUUAUCACUUUUUAACGUCGACUGUGUAUUUCAUUUUCUUAAUCAGAGCGACUUCGGAUGUUGUUCCUGAUGAUAUCGACAAGGCUUGUGGAAAAACAGCGACAAAACCAGCUGAAGAGAAGUGCGUCCAGACCUUUAGAUACAAGAGUAAGUUGCUUUGUCUUUUGCUGUUGUCGAGCUCAUAAACGCUCUUGUUUUGAAUUCGAUUCUCGUCAGUAAGAGUUGCAGACAAGGCAUAAUAGAGUUGAUUACAAGUGUUUUUACGUUAUGUGUGUGUAAAGCAAACUGCUUGAACGCGAGUGUCUUUCAUGAUUUAUGGACACGAUAGAUGUUUGAAAGGUUUAAAAACUGUACGAGUUGUAGGUGAGUACAAAACCCAUCCUGUUGACCAUGAAUGACGAAGUGUGCGAGUAUUUCAUUCUAUGUUCAUUAUAUUUUCAACAAAAUUAUAGAAUGUGACGUCAAGCCUUGUCGCUGACCAGAAAGGAGAUGCUUUGUGGAUUAUUUUCAUAUCAUGAGCCUUUCUAUUAAACCACGUGGGUCAUUAAGAAUCCCGUUAAACCACCCAUCAACGCCUUCGAUGACUAUGCGCAAUAUUAAAAGCAGUCUUAGUUCUCCUUGCAAUCACCAAUGUUUUUAUAGAAGGACCGAUCGUAAAAAUCUUAUUGCACUUGUUAAUAACGAUCUGCGAAUGUUGGACUAGACAGUAAUGUAUCCCAUCUUCCUAUAUCUCUCAGUAAGUACGUGCGCUAUGCCAUGAUCAAUCAAUUUAGUUUACAGAAUAGACCUCGAACUUAAUUAGUAAGAAAUAUUUCUUCGGAAAAACCUUUUACCACGUGAGAUUCAUCACCCUGAGCUACCAUACACUUUAGAAAAAACAAUUUUUUUGUCUUGCAGGUUUCUUGGCAGCCUUCGUUUCAGUCACUGUUGUGUUGGCUCUUCUUGUGUUCUGUUUGUGCGUCAGGUGCUGUCGCAAGCGAUGCCGAGGAAAUAACAUCACUGUGUACAAUACCGGUCUGCUAAAAGACGCUCGGCUUUUGGACAGACCAGAUUAUGAUUCAGAUACCUGAGCUGUCUUCCAUUUCCAUUCACUUUUAUAUUGUUUAAAAUUUUUUACACAUGUCCUUUUAAGGACUAACCCUCGCUAGAACGAUCAUCAAUAAUAAUUUCUUCAAAAACCUACAUGAUUAUUUUGAUAGAUUUGUUUUUCCUUCACGAGUCGCCUGAGUUGCGCUUAACCAAGGAUCGUGUGCACAACCAUCCUUGUUGCUACAAAUUUCCUUGUAAAUUAACAAAGGCAAUGUCGUGUUAUAUCCAAGUAACACACUCGAUUAUAUAAAUUUGUCGAAUGUAAUGACUUUUCCACUAGAUAAUGUACUUAUAUUGAAAGGAAAAAUUGUAAGCUGAUAAUGAUUAAGACUUUUUAGUGUUGACGGGGUUCCACUGUUAGGAGUUAGUCCGAGAAAAGAUUGUCGGACAAUCAACCAAUUCUUUGCAAACUUGACAAACAAGACGAACUUCGUAUCAAAUAGUAAAGUGACAGGUAAAGAAAAGUACAGGGGAAAAAGAACAAAUCUGAAUCAUUCCUUUAAUCUGCUUUCGAUUGUGGCGUUAAAUUUUUCACUGCGUGUCAUAUUUGUAAGAUAUAUCAAUGUAGGAUGAGGUGUGGAUAUUUUGCAGGGGGUUCAAUGUGUUCUUACUAUAAAAAUGGGUCGGAUAAUACAUAGACUAGUUUUACUCCCAAUGUAGUAGGUUUUGUUCUUCACCAUGAAUGACAUUAAUCACUUUAUUCUCUCUUAUUGAUAUUUAUUAAUUAUGAAAAUUUGGUUUGCAUCCUACAAUAUUGUUUCACACUUUGCAAACGGUGUUGCGUUUGUAGCAUUGUUUUACUCCCAAUGUAGUAGGUUUUGUUUUUCACUAUUAAUGAAAUUAAUCACUUUAUUCUCUCUUGUUGAUAUUUAUUAAUUAGGAAAGUUUUGGUUUGCACUUUACAAUUUUGUUUUACACUUUCCAAACAGUGUAGCGUUUAUGAGUUAUUAUUUCAAAUGGAAUCGAUACAAUGAAUUCAGCAGCUAUAUUUUUAGAACUUUAAAUUAUUAAAGUAGGUAGGAAAUGGUAUUGUUAUCGCUUAUCACAAGCCACAAUGAACUUUGAAAUAAACUGAAUAUUACUGCGGUGUUCACCUCUAUUUUGGGUGAAAGUGUCAUCACUUUUACAAUUGACGAGUUAGC